AUGUCCACUAGUGUACCUAAUGGAUCGGAACCAUCUACACCAUCAUCUGCACAACGACCGCUAUCUAAUAAUACAUCACAAAAUACUGUACGGGAAACUGCACCACAGCAAAAAAGAUGUGAAAUUUAUCGAUAUAACUCGGAUAAACCACUAUUUGCUUCAGCUUGGAGUUACAAACAAGAUGCGAAGUUUCGGUUAGCCGUUGGAACUAUCGUUGAACAAGAUCAAGGAAAUCGUGUAUCUAUUGUUCAAUUAAAAGAAAACCACCCCGAACUUAUUGAAACAGCAAGUUUUGCUCAUGAAUUCCCAGCAAAUGCAAUCGGUUUCAUCCCUGAUCCAAAAAACAAUUAUCCUGAUCUAAUUGCCACGACUGGCGACUGUUUAAGAAUUUGGAAAAUCGAUGGAAAUGUUGUUGAACCAGAUUGUGUUCUUAGCAAUGUAAGUAUUCUGUUUUCAAGUUUUUCUAUAAAUAAUAUAAAUUUUCAGCAUGUUCAAACAACACAAUAUACUGCUCCAUUGACAAACUUCGAUUGGAAUGAAGAAGAUCCAAGAAUUAUUGGAACUGCUAGUAUUGAUACCACGUGUACUAUUUAUGAUAUAGAGGUAACAUUUAUUCAAUAAAAAACUAAAAUGGCUAUCAUUUUUUUUUAAAUAUGAAUAAUUUCAGACUGGAUCUGCAAUCGGUGCCACAAAACCAACGACAUUUUCUGUGAAAACCCAACUGAUUGCUCACGACAAACCAGUUCACGAUAUCGGUUUUUCACACGUAAAUAAUGGUCGUGACCAUUUUGCAACAGUUGGAGCCGAUGGAAGUGCAAGAAUGUUCGAUUUGCGAAGACUAGAACAUUCAACAAUCGUAUUCGAAGAUCCGGCAAAAACUCCUUUAAUGCGUUUAGCAUGGAACAAACAAGAACCACACUAUUUGGCAACAUUUGCUCAAGAUGCAACCGAAGUUGUUAUUUUAGACAUCCGUAUGCCGUGUCAAGCACUUUGUCGUCUCAAAAAUCAUAAUGCACCAGUAAAUGGUAUCGCUUGGGCACCACACAGUCCACAUCAUAUAUGUACAGCUGGAGAUGAUGCUCAAGCAUUGAUAUGGGAUCUUCAACAUAUUCCACGACCAGUUGAAGACCCGAUUUUGGCGUAUUCCGCAGGCGGAGAAGUCAACCAAGUUCAUUGGGGACCAGUGCAUAGCAAUUGGAUAUGUAUUUGUUUUAACAAAUCACUUGAAAUUCUCCGAGUUUAAGAAGUAUUUUUUUGAUAUAUUUCCAUUUUCAUUUUCAUGUUUAUUCAUUCAUUAAUUCCCUAACAACUAACUUUACCCAAAAAACAAUUUCCAGUGUUAUUUUGAUCUCUUUCCUAUUAACUCUUAUAUGUGAUAUUUUUCAUUUAAAAUGAUAAGCCGACAAUAAUUUUAUUUUGAUUUUGCGUUGUUUUUUCGAUUAUAAUCGGUCUGAUAUCCGAUUUCUUGUACUUUUGUUUGUCAGAAUUUACAAAUAGAAUUUUCAAUCCCAUUUUUUUUCAGUACAAAGUUUCGUGGAUGGAACAACAUCAGAUGAGCUAUUAUACACAACAGCAGCCACAACAGCCAUCUGACACAUAUGCAGAAAUUCAAAAACAACAACAACCAAUCGAACUUAUUGCUGGACCAUCUUCAGAACCAUUUGAAGAUGCGAUGUUAUCAGCUGGACCAUCUUCAGCGGAUUUAAUCGGCUCUUCUUCGGGUGGUCCGCGCGAUGAUUCUCGUCGAAAAGAAAUCUAUGCCUACACUGCUCCACACACUUUAUAUUCACAUGGUUGGAGUUCUGCCACUGACACAUCUCGAAAAUUCCGAAUCGCAGUCUCAAGUUUCAUUGAAGAAUAUUCGAAUAAAAUAUCGAUUGUUCAACUCGAUGAAGAUAUUGGUGAGAUAGUUCAACGCGCCACAUUCGAUCAUCCAUAUCCGGCAACAAAAAUCAUGUGGAUCCCAGAUCAAAAAGGAACCUAUCCGGAUUUAUUGGCAACAAGUGGAGAUUAUUUGAGAUUAUGGAGAAUUGGCUCGAAUAAUCAGGCGAGAAUCGAAUCACUUUUGAAUACAAAUCGAACAGCUGAGUAUUGUGCUCCACUAACAUCAUUCGAUUGGAAUGAGAAUGAUUUGAAUUUGAUUGGAACAUCGAGUAUUGAUACAACUUGUACAGUUUGGCAAUUGGAAACUGGACAAGCGAUUGGAACAACACGGCCAGCACAAAUUGAUGGAAAUAUACGAACACAAUUGAUUGCUCAUGAUAAAGAAGUUUUCGAUAUUUCAUUUUCAAAUGCAAGUAGUCAUAUUUUUGCAUCAGUUGGAGCUGAUGGAAGUCUUCGAAUAUUCGAUUUACGAAGAUUGGAACAUUCAACAAUUAUGUACGAAGAUCCAACAAGAACUCCAUUGCUCAGAUUAUCCUGGAAUCGAAAUGAUCAAAAUUAUAUUGCAACAUUUGCACAGGAUAGUAAAGAGGUACAAUUUUCAAAUGUGAAUUCGAAAAAAAUGUAAAAGUUUCAGGUGAUAAUUCUUGAUCUACGUCUUCCUUGCACUCCUGUUGCUCGACUUCGAAAUCAUGAAGCAACAAUAAAUGGAAUAUCAUGGGCUCCACAUUCUGGCUCACACAUUUGCACAGCUGGCGACGAUCGUCAAGCCCUAAUUUGGGAUGUUCAUGAGAUGCCAAAACCAAUCGAUGAUCCAAUUUUAGCCUAUCAAGCUGCUGGAGAGGUACUGUAGACUUACCUCCCAGAAUUUUUCAAAAAAUAAUUUUUUUAGGUUAAUCAUAUUCAUUGGUCAAGUUCAUUCCCUGACUGGAUUUCAAUUUGCUCAGAUAACAAACUGGAGAUUUUGCGUGUUUAA
Molecule: messenger RNA, 2857 nt
Organism: Caenorhabditis angaria
Lineage: Eukaryota; Metazoa; Nematoda; Chromadorea; Rhabditida; Rhabditidae
Source: the annotation of a GenBank genome assembly